CAUUAUUUUUGAAGUUUUAAAAUAUAAAUCCACAAGAAAUUUUAUUUCAAAUACAAAUCGUCAAAUAGUAGCUAUUAGCUAUUUAUAAUUAUAGUUUAGCUUUAUUCAAUAUAGUAUCAUACGUUUUUUAAGUUAAGGUAAUGGGUAAAGAAUCGAGUCGCAUUUCACUGCAUGGCGAAAUGAAUAACCAAAAGCUUAGAUCAAGAACAAAUAUUCCAGUAGGUAUUCAAAAGAAGAAAAGGAAAAAUCGUAAUAAAACCAUGAACGAAAAAAAGAUCCAAAUGCUGUUUGCUCGUUUGCGAAGCGAAACAAGUUCUUCAAGUGCAGAUGUGACAGAAAGUAAUACAGUUAUAAUUUUAGAAGAUACAAAUACAUCUGAUCAGUUGCCACAAAGAAGAGAAAGUACAAUAAUCAUAACAGAUGAUGAUGAUCUAAUAACAAAUAACCAAUCAUGUGUACAUAGCCCUCGCUCUAGUAUAAAUCAAUGUCCAAUACAAUGCUCAACACCAAUACACUCACAAAAGCCCCCAGAUUUCAGUGCAGAGUUAGAAAACAUAACAAGAGAAAUAAACAAUGAUUCAUAUGUCACUAUAGACCUCACAAAUAAUAGCACUAAUAUCAAACAUGAACCUGUAAUAGAUUUAGUUGAUACUGCAGAUGACUUGGACUGUAGUACAUCAAUGAGUGGUGAUUCCCAAGUAACUGUUAUAAAUACUAAAAAAAAGAAUACAUUGAGGGGUGCACAGAUGAAACUCGCAAAUGGAAUUGCAGAAAUGAAUUCAUCAGAUAGAGGAAAGCUUCUGGAGUUUAUAACAGAAAAAAUAUUUUCAGGUUGUAAUACACCUCAUAUUUUUAGUAGCCUACAAAGUGUUAGGAAUGAAGUCAAUAAUGCUGCAAAAACAGACAAAGACAUAUAUAUCAGGGAAGUUAUUCUGGGACAGGCUCCAUCAAGGAACAGUAUCGGCAGUAAUAUAUACAACCCACAGCGGGAUUUAAAGAAUAAGACUGGCCUUCGACUGAUUGUCGUAGACGGCAGUAAUGUUGCCAUGCAGCACACAAAAGGACGCGUAUUCUCAGUGGAAGGUCUCAAAAUUUGCAUAGACUACUUUGUGAGGCGCGGCCAUGCUGUUAAAGCGUUCGUGCCACAGUUCAGAUGUAAAUACGGCAAGAGUACCAAUGGCAGGUUAUUAGAUCAGUUGGAGAGACAAGGCCUGGUGGUGUACACGCCGUCCCGGGAGAUACGGGGCAGAAUGAUCACUCCUUAUGAUGACAGAUACAUUGUCCAAUGCGCAGCCGAAUUCGAAGGCGUUAUAGUAUCCGGAGAUAACUACAGGGACUUGCUUAUUGAAAAUCCAAGAUGGCGGCAGGUCAUAGAGAAUAGACUAUUGCAGUUUACGUGGGUUGGUGACAUGAUCAUGUUCCCAAAGGAUCCCCUGGGCCGCGACGGGCCCACUUUAGAGCAGUUUCUGAGGCACCCUGUGCAAAAUAAUUAGUAAUCUAUGUUUUUUUUUUUUAAAUAUUAUGUAAAUUUUAUACUGAAUAUAUUUUAAUAUAGAUACUAGUUUUAAUGUCGAAUACUAAGUAUGUUUCGUUAAUAUUUCAAACCAACUACACUCUGUAUGUAGUGUUAUUAGUGAAAGACGCGGUCACUUCGCCUUCCAUUUUCUUACGCCUGCUUGUUUGAUAAUUAGAACGUCAUAACACACAACCACAAAUAAAUAAAUAUAGAGAUUAGGUUGACAAUUGACGUUUGCUGUCAUAGUUUCAUGUCAUAUUCUCCCUGGACUAUGACUUUGCGGUUCAAACAGUUUUUUCCUUAUUAAUAAAUUCCUUGCUCAUAAAUAACUAUCAUCGAAUAUUGGCAUAAUAUUGCGGUAGUAAAUUGUGUUGGAUAAAUAAUUGGAUUAGUUGAUUCACAUCUAUUUACCCAAACAACCGUUUAUAAAUACAUAUAUGUUAAUUUUUCUUGAUAAAUUGUAUACUUACCGUUUUAUCUAGAAUACUGUUAGCGUUCCCGCAAUUAGUAAGUUAAGUAACUGGCUAACGGCCGUUCCCAAUAUACUAUAAAUUACUACCUUCUACUGUCAAUAAUCUGAAGCUGUCCCAAUAUACCAGAUAAGUCAUUCUUAUCGCCUUAUAUUGGGACGCGUGAAUUGAAAUUUCCAUACAAACAUCUAUCGCUGGUAUGCUAUACGUCGUCCCAUUAACAGGCAGCGUGUACCGAUAAGGUGAGCUACCGUUGAUAAGUUUAUUGGGACAGAAAAGUCAACGAUAGUUACGAUUUUUAUCUCAAGUAAGAGAUAGACUGAAUAUUGGUAACGGCCGUAAUUUGUAUAUAACAUUAUCAUGGAUUUAUACAAAAACAUAUACAAUAACUUCUUGACUAAAUGGCAAUAUAGUGAAGAUUUUUUUAUUAUUUUCCGAAAAUCAGUAAAUCCAACGUUUUUGAGGUGAAAACUUCAUUAGCGGCGUUGAGCACUUUUCAUGGGAUGGGUAUAAAAUAUAAAACUCGCGUCAGGACACGUGACCUGAUCGAACAUUCGUAAGACAGGCGUUGAAAUUAUAGAUGAAAGAUUUAUACUUCUAAUUAUAAUUCAACUAUUUCAACUCAAUGAUCAUACGGUCAUUGGAUCUUACUGGUUUAUUAUGGAUGAAGGUUGAUUUUUCUAAGAUAUAAACAUUUUAAUGAAAAAUAAUAAUAAUAUAAUUUUAUAUGUAUAGUAUGGUAAUAUGUGGCUUGGACCUCAACUUAAGUGUUAUAUUUUGGUGAGGUUAUAUAAAUAUGUGGUUUUAAAUGGUUCCGCCUGGUAAGUAUCGAUAAAAAUAACUGUAAAUAUAUCGUUCUUCAUAGAAAUAUAUUUUGGCAUGUUUAUAUCUAAUAUAUAAAAAUUUCGUGUCACGGUGUGCGGGACCGAACUCCUCUAGGUCUCAGAAUCGGACAACAUCUAUUCUUCAUCCCCCUAAAUGUUAAGGGUGGUCCACACGAAAUUUUUAUUUUUUUGACAUUUUUUUUUUAAUUUGUUUGAUUAUGGGUCAGCAUUAAAAAAUACAUACAACUUCAAAUUUUCACCCAUUUACGAUCAACAGUUACUUUUGUAUCGCGAUUUUAAUAUCGGCAAUACAACGUUUGCUGGAUCAGCUAGUUAUGCUAUGAUACUCUAAAUCUAAGCUGUUGAGCGAAACUUACUUUGGUUUCAUCUGAUUUAAUAUAGAAUUACUACUUUUACAUCGGAGCUUAUGACUUAUAUCACGCUACUUAAAUCAUUAAAUUUUAUAUCAAGAUAACCUAAUUUGUUAUUUUUUAAAGAUAAUUUUUUUUAAAGAUAAUAAGUGAUAACCUUCACUUCUGGGAUUAAUUACACUUAUUUCUUGUUCAACUGUAGAUGAGGCCACAACCUGAGAGUUGAACAAGACACAUCAAAAUUUAUGAACUAUACGUCACUCGAACGGUUGGCUCAGUGGAAGAGCGCUCGCACGAAACAAGAAUGGUCGCGGAUUCGAGUUCCGCAUCGUUCAUAAAGUUUGUUUUCAAAUUUAAUUUGUGUCUAGACAACCUAUAAAGUUCCAAUGGCGUUUGCAAAAUUGAUAUAAACAAAAAUACGAAAGAUUUGUUCUCAUUAAAUUACUUGAGGUGGUUAUGAUGGAUAUUUCUUUUAUAUUUUUUCUACUUUUAUGUUACAUAACUGUCGUUCGUUAUAUGUGGAGCCGGCCUAAGAUAGAGGUAUUUCCAUUUGAUAGCUACUGGCGUAUAUGUACUGUUUGAGCUCACAACUAUAUUUUAAAUAAUAAAUUCGAUAUUAUGAUAAUAACGCACAAUAACAUUAUAUUUUAAGAGUGGUUAAUUAUAUUUUAUUUACCAAAUUAAAAAGGUUUUAAGGAAAUCUUGUGAAAUUCGUAUGCUUUUUUUCUGUUUAAAUUUUAGGUAGAGAGUACGAGAGAUUUUUAUUUCUUUUUCAUUGAAUUUCACAGUUUUAUUUUGUUUUUUGUUUGAAAUUAUGUGCUUAAAGAAUUAUGUCCAAGGUUUUCAGAAAUUUGAUUUUAUUGUUCUCACAACAACCAGUUUCGUUGCGUUAACUGGGGCUAAGAAUCAGAACAAAUAUGAUAAUAAUAAGGCUUAUAGCAUUGAUCGAAGGUUUAAUGCGACGGCCUCUGAUAGUAAACUGUCCCUUGACAUUAUUUUAAAAGUUAUGUUUCUUUUGGCGCGUUAGGAAAAAAUAUCAGAGUGAAUUUUUACGAUGCGCGCGCACAGCGUCACGACAACUUGACGUUAACUGAUCAACAUGAAAAUUUGUGAUUGCUUCAGCUACCAAGCCUCUUGUAAAUGUACUAAUUUCAAUAUAUAAUUUCAAUUUUUUAUUACUACAAGUUUAAAAAAAAUCUCUAUAACUGUAUUAAAAUAAUUUUAUGAUAAUUAAUUACACGCUAUUGAACUAAAUUAUGCGGUAUAAUAAUAUUUCUUGGGUUAUAUUUAAUAACUUGUUUUGUACAAUAUUAUUUUUUCAGCAACCGUAAAAUAGCAUGAAGAAUUAUUUUUAAGGAUUUUGUUUUAUUACGCCAAAGAGAAUAACUUCUUGCGUGCAUAUAUAUUCGUAUACUGUUCUUGUUUCUAUGUACCACACCACUGAAUUUUUUUUUUCCGAGGCUAUAGGCCUUAUUAGGCCCAUUACAUGAUUGCGAUGGAUAGAUGUGAACACUGUGUAAGUGAAAAAAAUUAUUGUAAAUAUAUUGUUGAUUUGUCUUAAAUGUGGAAUAAAUGUUUAUUUUAUAA
This is a messenger RNA of Leptidea sinapis, 4768 nucleotides long. RefSeq names its product probable ribonuclease ZC3H12C. Gene Ontology annotation, molecular function: mRNA binding; RNA endonuclease activity. Lineage: Eukaryota; Metazoa; Arthropoda; Insecta; Lepidoptera; Pieridae. The coding region runs from base 141 to 1493 and encodes 450 amino acids. Gene Ontology annotation, cellular component: nucleus; cytoplasmic ribonucleoprotein granule. The transcript has 6 exons. The record is from RefSeq and is a predicted model, not a curated record.